This is a messenger RNA of Python bivittatus (Burmese python), 1597 nucleotides long. Lineage: Eukaryota; Metazoa; Chordata; Lepidosauria; Squamata; Pythonidae. The record is from RefSeq and is a predicted model, not a curated record.
CAGGUCAUUGUGCCGGUAGGAGCGGGAUGGCUGAGGAGCUUCGCGGAGCCGACCUGGUAGGCUCAGCGGCUCGGCCAUCUCUGACGAAAUGGCACCCCGAGACCGACCGGUAGCGGCACCUCCUUCCGCCAUGCGCAAACGCGGGGCUCGCAAGCGUCUCAAGUUUCGGGCCGACGACGUCUGCUUAGAGCGGAUGACCGUGGCCGACUAUGCAAAUUCGGAUCCUGCUGUAGUGAAAUCCGGACGCGUGAAAAAAGCUGUGGCCAACGCGGUGCAACAGGAAGUGAAAUCACUCUGUGGUUUGGAAGCAUCUUUUGUACCUACUGAUGAAAUACUAUCUGUGGCAGAGUCCUAUGACAGUGGUGAUGAAAUGGAUUCUAAAUAUUUCACCACUGAUGAAUAUUUCAUGACUGAUAGAAAAAAGAAAAGCAAAAGGCUUAAAGAAAACUCUGAUAGUGUGGUAGGCAAAGAAUAUCCAAUUGAUAUAUGGUUGAUGUUGGCAUCCUAUAUACGCCCAGAAGACACUGUGAAUUUUUCUCUAAUUUGCAAAAAGGCCUGGACUGUUACUUGUACAGCUGUAUUCUGGACCAGACUUUAUAGAAGGGGCUGCAUCUUGACCUUCUGGAGGACUGCAGUAUACACCGUGUGCACAAUUAUUAGGCAUUACAAUAGGAAUGCAUCCCUCCCAAUCCGUUUACAGCCAGAAUCAAUGGAAAAGAUGUACUGCCUUCGUGCAUGUGUAAUUCGUUCCUUAUACCAUAUGUAUAGACCUUUUGUUUCCCGGAUAGCCAGAAAUCCAACUAUCCCAGAGGCUACUCCAAGCACCCUAAAAAAUUCAAAACUUCUGUGGGACACUGGAGCUGUUGUGGUGUCAGCAAAAGUUGCCCUUAAAGACACAUCCACUGUUUGGAGCAGCAUACCAGUUGGUAUACAUCUGAAGGUGCCUGCUCUUCUGGUCUAAAAAGAUUAACCAGCAGUCUUCACUGUGGGAAUUUAGCUUCAAAUUCCAAAGGCAGGUAUGAAAGCUAAAUAUUUAUCCAUGUCAGAAUUCGAGUAUUUCAGAAUAAUUCACUGGUAUUUAUGACCUGUUGUUCUACCCAUGAAUAUAACAGAAUGUAUCUUGUUUGGCAAGGUGCAUGUCUAGAUUUCUGUCCAAAAAAGAUUCUGUUCAUAUUGUUUGGAGUAAAAGUGGGGAAUUUCAGGGAUUUUGUGAAAAUGCACUGCUGCACAAUCUGUUCAUUUCCCUUGCUGGUGAUUAGGCUAAUGCUAUCCUAACCAAGUUGGAUAUUCUAUUAAAUUGUGGCACAAAAUCUACAUUUCCCCCCAAAUCCUUCAUAAGAGACAGAACAGCAGUGUAUCUCUGCUUCUCCAGAACAUGAAAUGGCAUGUACUAAAACUGAUACAAACUGCAUAAAAUUUAUUAUUGUGAAUAUUUAUUAUUCAACUCCCCACACCCACCUACCUUCCCCACCAUCUCUGCCCUUUUGGCCACCCUGAACAGCAUGGCUGAGAUGAAGAGGCUGCUGUAUUCCACUGUCAACGCCUACCCACCCCCACCCCCAGGUGACUGUCAUCUUCUUCACCUUGCCUCCCUGGC